Gadus morhua (Atlantic cod) is the source of this 2019-nucleotide messenger RNA. RefSeq names its product ectonucleoside triphosphate diphosphohydrolase 3 (gene entpd3). The transcript has 10 exons. The record is from RefSeq and is a predicted model, not a curated record. Lineage: Eukaryota; Metazoa; Chordata; Actinopteri; Gadiformes; Gadidae. Gene Ontology annotation, cellular component: plasma membrane. Bases 252 to 1754 code for a protein of 500 amino acids. Gene Ontology annotation, molecular function: ribonucleoside triphosphate phosphatase activity; UDP phosphatase activity; GDP phosphatase activity. Gene Ontology annotation, biological process: nucleoside diphosphate catabolic process.
GGGAGGGAGGCAAGCCUAGUCUCCUCACAGGCAGAUCAAUGAGGAGCUACUAACCCUAGACCACUCACCGCUCUGCUCUCUCUCUCUCUCUCUCUCUCUCUCUCUCUCUCUCUCUCUCUCCCUCCCACCCUGUCCCUGAACCUCUCUCCACCACUCUCCCCUCUUCUCUUUCACUGCUGAACUUAUCUUUCACUGCUGAACAUUCUUCCUGCUCCCACCCCAGGCUGCAGAACCUGCUCCAGAAGCAGACCAUGGCUUCCAAGAGGAAAACAGGCUGCCAGUGCCGUACGUUCUGGGUGGCGGUGCUGCUGCUGGCCAGCGUCUCGGCCAUCAUCACCAUCGCCGUCAUCCAGAGACACUGGAGGGUGCAGGAGUACGGUCUGGAGUACGGCAUCGUGGUGGACUCGGGCUCCUCCCGCUCCACCGUGUACCUCUACCAUUGGCCCGGAGAGAAGAAGAACGAGACCGGCGUGGUGUCCGAGGUGCUCAACUGCAAAGUGUUCGGCAACGGCAUAUCCGACAUGUUGGUGGACGCGGAGAAGGACAAAAAUACUUGGGCGUCCUUCACGGGAUGCAUGCAGAAGGUCACAGAAGAAAUCCCAGUGGAGAAACGCCAGAAAACACCGCUGUUCCUGGGGGCCACCGCCGGCAUGAGGCUGCUGAAUCAAGUGGACCAGAACCGAUCGGACGAGGUCAUCAUCAGCCUCAAACAGUACCUCAAGGCCCUGCCCUUCGCGUUCAAGGACGCCACCAUCCUGACCGGACAGCAGGAGGGCCUCUACGGCUGGGUCACGGUCAACUACCUCAUGGGCAACUUUGAGGAGAAGACCCUGUUGAACUCUCUGUUCCAUGCCGGGGGUGCCAGCACCGUGGGGUCCAUGGACCUGGGCGGGGCCUCCACCCAGCUCGCCUUCCAGGUGGGCGAGGAGCUGAAGGGGGAGGACUUCCUGCCCGUCCGACUGUACGGCUACGACUACAACGUGUACGCACACAGCUACCUCUGCUAUGGCAAGAACGAGGCCGCGAAGCAGAUCCUCGACCGGAUAAUCAAGGCUUCCCCGGACCCCACCACCAUCCAGAACCACUGCUACCAGGAGGGCUUCAACGUGACCAUCAAGGCCUCCGACGUCUACAACUCUCCCUGCACCCAAACGCCCGACAACUUUGACCCCGACCAGCAGAUCACCUUUGUGGGGAAGCCCGACUCAGACAGGUGCCGGGAGCUGGUCCGCGAGCUGUUCGACUUCACCAACUGCACGGCGCAGGGCUGCUCCUUCAACGGAGUCCAACAGCCCCCGGUCCAAGGGAAGUUCAUGGCCUACGCAGGGUUCUUCUACACCGCCAAGGCGCUGCGUCUGAACGGCACCACGGAGCUGGACGUGUUCAACAGCACCAUGAGGGAGUUCUGCCACACCAAUAAAGAGAUGCUGAUUGCCAGCAGGCCGGAGAUCUCGGAGAGGUUCCUCAUCACGUACUGCUACUCUGCGCACUAUGUCUUAACCCUGCUGGUCGAUGGAUACAAGUUUGACCCGGACACCUGGCAGAACAUCGCCUUCGAAAAAGAGGUGGAGGGGACCAGCCUGGGCUGGAGCCUGGGCUUCAUGCUGUCCAUGUCCAACAUGAUCCCCUCGGACGCCAAGGAGAUCCUGCCCAUGGCCAACCCCGUCUUCGCAGGCCUCAUCUUCCUCUUCUCGGCACUGAUGAUCAUCACCGUGGUCUUCCUCUUCAUCAUGCUCAUCCGCACAUGCUACUGACCACACACGCACGCACACGCACACCACACACACACACACACACACACACACACACACACACACACACACACACACACACACACACACACACACACACACACAUCUCUUCCUGGUCCGGAACCCUCACCCACUAACUCAGGCAUGACAUGGACAGAAAGAAUGGUCUACCCCCCCGUCCUAUAGACAGACAGCAAUGCUGGUUGUGUUACAGAAGCAUGUGGUAAAUACUACUUACUUAUGGUGACUGUAUGUUUAUUAUUGUGUU